AUGUGACCGAACCAAACCUUCUCUGGGGUCUUCCAACUCUCAGGCCUCGCACUUUCUCACACGAAAAAACAAAAAAAGCGCAGAUUCUUUGAUCGCAACCAAUGUGGCAGGUUCUCUUAGCUGCAGCAGUAGCCGGAUCCACCGGUCUGGUGGCCAAGCACGUCUUCAACACAAAUGCCGAUCCUGUUUCCGAUCAGACCCAGAACCCAUUUGAUCAUUCCAAGCCCCAAGUCCCGGUCGCUUCCACAUUGGGGUCUCCCCCGGCCUCGAGUGGUUGCAACGACUUUGGAAACGGAGACGGAAGCCACUGCCAGAGACAGGAUGGGAUCUUCAGGUUCUCGAGCUCGGAGGGUGCGUCGCGAUCUGGAUCAAAGAGCUUGCGGAAGAAAGCGGUUGGGGCUAAGAAGGCUGGAGACAGAUCUGGUUGUGCAAGGGAGGAGACGGAGGUCCCGAGGAAGAGUUCGAGGAGUUUCGCUGUUCGCUUGAAGAGGAGGACAACUACUAAGAAUGUGGCUGCAAAGCCUGGAUUGUCUUCCUCUAAAGAAAACUCCAUAUUUGGUUGGGGGCUUGGUGUUGGGAUCAUGUACAUGAUGUCAGCGGGGAAAGUUGAGAUUAGUAAGCUGAACACAGCCAUGGAUGAGACUGCAAAGGUUGUCCAGGAAUUAAAGACUGAGCUUUGCAAAAGAAAAUCAUCGCCGCAUCUGCAUAGUCCGGGUUCUGCUAGUGAAGUCGAUGGAAAGUCAAAGAAAAAUCGCAGCAAGAAAACUCAAUCAACCAAGUUUGGUGCAGGAAACAGAGACCCUGAUGAUAUCAAAGUUUCUGAUCUCCCUGUUAUUGACGAUGGUGAAUGCACAAGUAGUGUGCUUACUGAAGAGCCAGAGCCAAGGGUGCUUGAAAUAGAUCAACUGGAAGCUGAGCUAGAGUCUGAACUGCAAAAGCUUCCUUGGUCCAUCACAGAAGCAUCUCACCAAGAGGAAAUGAAGGUAAAUCUGGGUGAGUUCUCUCAGUUUGACUUGGGAAAUGUUGCACAGACCGAUGCUUCAGCUAUGGGGUUUCAUGAAGCGGAGGGCCAGAGUUUGGACUCUUAUAAGUUCAAUGGAGUAGUGCCAGCUGAACUUGAUCAGAAACUUUGCCAUUUGCUCAUUGACCAGCAGGAAAACCAAAUUGUGGAGCUGGAAUCUGAAUUGAAUUUGGCCCAAUCCAAGCUCCAGUCCAAGGAAGCUGAGCUCCAAGCAUUGAAGGAGUGCGUUAGACGCCUAACCGAUUUCUCUCUGUCAACUGUUUCGGAGGAUGAAACUGCAGCACAUGAGGAACAAGAGGAAACCUUAUUGGUUGGGAUGAAAAGACCUACGGACUCAGAAUCAUGCGGCCAUUAUGUAGGAUGAUGCUAUAUAUUUUGUGGGUAAGAAGGUAAUAUUAGCACCUCCUUAUUAGAAAAAUACUAGUGAAUUUUUUUUUUUUUUUUUUAAUCAAAACUUGUAUUACUUGCUUUUCUUACAUUCUGCACA
Corylus avellana is the source of this 1508-nucleotide messenger RNA. Its product is annotated as POLAR LOCALIZATION DURING ASYMMETRIC DIVISION AND protein. The record is from RefSeq and is a predicted model, not a curated record. Gene Ontology annotation, biological process: asymmetric cell division. NCBI's taxonomy places the organism in Eukaryota, Viridiplantae, Streptophyta, Magnoliopsida, Fagales, Betulaceae.